AUGAACAAGUUUCGUACUGCCAAAUGGUUAAAGACGCACAAUUUUGCACCACAGGUGUAUAUAUAUCGUAAUUUGGAGCUCGGAUCGACUGUGUAUACACAGGUGCCCACGAUAUCGCAGUACAAUAUUGGUAAAUGCUUCCCCAGAACGAGCUGGAACAAUCCGUUGCCGUCGAAGAGAAGGGAUCUGUGGAAGUUGAUGUGUUUGGUGAAUUGUAACGACUACGAUAGAGUGGUUAAACUGUACCAAAACUUGGUGAGAUUAAGGUAUUUGAGAGACGUGAUGUCUAAACGAGGUAAUGUGUGGUACAGUGGUCUGUAUCGUCCUAUAUAUGCACAAGAGACUGUGGCAGACCUGAGAGAGUCCAUUUUAAACUUGGAAGAGUGUGCGCUGAAGGAUACUGAUGAUGAAAUGAGUAUUUAUUGGGGAGAUAACUGGAGAAUGGGAGAGAAAGAGACCUGGUGGGACUGUUUACCACAGGUAAAACACAAUUUCAUCCCUAAGAACUGCAACAAUUCCAGAGAAGAGAGUAAUUUGAUUAAAGAAAUUAGUGAAUACACUCUUAAAAGCUUAGUAAAUAAAAAAAAGCUCAUGUAUAUAUAUAUAUAUAUAGUUAAAUAUCUUCAUUUAAUAAUUUAUUCAAUUUUUGAAUCUUUGACGCUACACUUAGAUCCACUGUUUUCUCGUCGAUUUCCAGCACCAACCCUCCCUUAA
This is a messenger RNA of Kazachstania africana CBS 2517, 714 nucleotides long. It is a transcript of the gene MHR1, whose product is annotated as mitochondrial 54S ribosomal protein mL67. The transcript has a single exon. Gene Ontology annotation, cellular component: mitochondrial large ribosomal subunit; nucleus. NCBI's taxonomy places the organism in Eukaryota, Fungi, Ascomycota, Saccharomycetes, Saccharomycetales, Saccharomycetaceae. Gene Ontology annotation, biological process: DNA recombination; positive regulation of mitochondrial DNA replication. The record is from RefSeq and is a predicted model, not a curated record. Gene Ontology annotation, molecular function: single-stranded DNA binding; DNA strand exchange activity; structural constituent of ribosome. The coding region runs from base 1 to 714 and encodes 237 amino acids.